Molecule: messenger RNA, 528 nt
Organism: Westerdykella ornata
Lineage: Eukaryota; Fungi; Ascomycota; Dothideomycetes; Pleosporales; Sporormiaceae
Exons: 1
Source: RefSeq, a predicted model, not a curated record
CCACUUUUCCCCUACAAAGUCGCAACCACUCGCCCACGUACACACGGGCGUCUGGGUCCCAUUAACCGUGCUGAACAUGCCGUGACAGUAGCUGCCCUGCUGUCUCGCUACCACCCAAGCCCUUACACACCGUCCCAUGUCCUCGGCGCUGGCCACGGUGUAGGUCACACUAAUGCUUAGACCCUCCGUCACCCAUGCGGCCUCCACAGUAACGCUGUAUGUACCAUAGUAUAUAUGGGACGGCCCGAGGCGUGUCUCUCGUCAUUGUCCGAUCCAGUUCAGAAAAAAUCUUUGCACAAUUGACACCCGUCGCCUGACCGAACGUGCUCAAUCCUUCUCAAUCUACCCUCGUUACCUACCGUCCAUCACUGCCUUUCAAUCGUUAUUCCUCGGCAUGUGCGACUAUACUCAAGUGCAGUACAAGUGCUCCCACCUCCGCUACAUUGUCCGAGCAUGGUGUACAAAGUACCAAGAAACCCACAAACGCUGCCCAGUCAAUGUCAUUGCCAUGUGAGGAUGAUCGUGCUC